AUGUCCGCAGGGGCAGGGGAAUCUCUCCGAAUGACAGUCCUUCAGACAUCAGCUGCGCUGAUCCCCAGGGGAGAUAAAGGCCGUGAGAGCCAGAUGAGAGCAGCCCAGAGCUCCUUGGAGGCUGGGCUGGAGACCGCUCGGGGUCAUCAGUGGCUGGAACCAAAAUUUGCUGGAAAUCAUAUUGUUCAAACACAGUUGAUGAAUGACUUGUUGGUAGGCAUUAGAGCUUCAACGAUGUUAAUAAAGAAAGCACAGACUUUCCAUGGGAAUCUCUGGAAGGCUUCCAGUUCUCCCAUAUGGCAAAGUAUGUGUGACUUGCUGAAUAUUUUCACCAAGUUCUUAAGUGAUGAUGACCUAUUACAGACUAUUCAGAGUACAUCGGGAUUAGCUGUUAUUCUUUUUAUUAAGACAAUGUUUCAUCUAUCUGAAAAGACUCCUGAAUUGAUUAGCAGUUUGCUUCUCCAUUCAGUAGACUGUACCAGCAUCCCUGAGUGUUUCAUGAACAGCUGCAGGAGCCUCUGUUGUGCUGAAAUCUCUGUGUCAGCUCUCUUAUUCCUGUAUCAGGGGACACUUGCCAUGUUGGACUGGCAGGAUGGGAGCAUGGGCCUGAGUGGAGAGGCCCUGCCCUUGGACACUGUGCAUGUUUUGUUCACCUUGAGUUCACAGAUAAAGGAAUCAACACUGGAAAUGUUUCUAUCUAGAAACUUUGCAUCUUGGACAAAUUCAGCCAUAUAUAUCCUUGAAUCAAGUUCCCCAAGCCUGAAAGGACCGUCUGAAUGGGAAUUCAAGCAUAGUUGGGAGACUUUUGGAAUAUGUCUAUACACACUGGGAACAUCUUUUGGAUGCUCUAAGACACCAAACAAAAUCAUAUUCAGAAAUCUUCUCCAAAUACACCAACUAACUUUGGAAGGGGCAGACUCAGUCCCUGAUCCUUUCUUUUUGGAAUUGACUAAGAGUGUUCUGCUAUUGGAAUGGCAUAUUAAAGGAAAGUACAUAUGCCUGGGGUGUUUGGUAGAGUGCAUAGGAAUUAAACAUAUUUUGGCAAUAGACAAAACUAUUCCAUCUCAAAUCUUAGAGGUCAUGGGGGACCAAUCACUGGUACCUUAUGCAAGUGACCUCUUGGAAACAAUGUUUAAAAAUCAUAGAAGUCCUAUGAAAUCCCAUACUGUUGACAGCACUUGGAUUGGCCAGUGGCAUGAGACUUGAGUUUCUCCUCUCCUUUCUAUAUUAUGUGAAGGAAGCCUAGAUCAAAAAUCUUAUGUGAUUGAUUAUUAUUUGCCAAAAUUAUUGAAUUACAGCCCUGAAAGCUUAAAGUACAUGGUAAAGAUUCUUCAGACUUCUAUUGAUGCCA
This is a messenger RNA of Ictidomys tridecemlineatus (thirteen-lined ground squirrel), 1351 nucleotides long. NCBI's taxonomy places the organism in Eukaryota, Metazoa, Chordata, Mammalia, Rodentia, Sciuridae. The record is from RefSeq and is a predicted model, not a curated record.